AUUUAAAAAUUCAUUAAAGCGUUGUCAAAGAAUAAAUAAAAAAAUGUUUUACAGGGUGGUGGUCGGUGAAGGGGUCAAAGGGGGCCUGAGACGAACGGUACGGUACCUGGAAAGCCGUUGCUGUCGUACGCGAAACUCGACCGUUUUACCGUUACUCGGUCCUCCUAUAGCGGCGUCGUCGCCGCCGUCGGUUUGUUAUUCGUCGCGUGCGCCGCCGCCGCGGCCGCCGUCGCUGCCGUUGUUGUUGCAGUGCGAGACGAAAGCGUAUCGAGUGCGGACCAAUUCAUCGACAAGCACGUUGAGUGCCACGAGUAGUAGUAAAAGAGCCGCGAAUAUUGUGCCCGAACGGAAACCCUCAGACAACAACAGCCAGGUCAGGAUGCCCGAGUCGAAACCGUUCCAAAGAUUACCGGACACCGUCAAGCCCGUUCAUUACAGUCUGACCCUCAAGCCGGAUUUGAAAACGUUCGCCUUCGAUGGGAGGCUCGCCAUCGAAAUCGAGGUUGUAAAACCAACAAAUAAAAUCGUACUUAACGCCUUAGAUUUAAUAAUAAAAGAAUCAACGGUAGAAAAUAUCAAAGAUGAGAAAUUAAUCGCAAUUGAAAAAGUUAAUUUAUCGUCGGAAGAUGAAACGGCCGAAUUUUGCCUAACAGAAACCCUCGCCCCCGCUUCAUAUAGAAUGCACAUCACCUUCGAGGGCGAAAUCAACGAUAAAAUGAAGGGCCUCUAUCGAAGCAAGUACAUUAACGAAAAGGGGGAGGAUUGUUACGCGGCCGUAACACAAUUUGAAUCGACUGACGCGAGAAGGUGUUUUCCCUGUUGGGACGAACCCGCUUUAAAGGCGACAUUUGACAUUAGCUUGAUUGUUCCGCCGAAAUUGGAGGCGUUAUCGAACAUGCCGAUUAAAACGACGAGCAAUGUUGGCGAUUUGGUAAAAUACGAUUUUGAAAGGACCCCGAUUAUGUCUACUUAUUUGGUAGCCACAGUUGUUGGGGAAUAUGAUUACGUUGAAGGAAAAUCGUCGGAUGGGGUUUUGGUUAGGGUUUAUACGCCUAGGGGGAAAAAAGAACAGGGUUUAUUCGCUUUGGAAGUCGCUACGAAAGUGUUACCUUAUUAUAAAGAUUAUUUUAGUAUCGCUUAUCCAUUACCCAAGAUUGAUUUGAUUGCUAUUGCUGAUUUUAGUGCUGGAGCUAUGGAAAAUUGGGGAUUAGUUACGUACAGAGAAACAUGUCUUUUGGUCGAUCCCCAAAAUACCUCAGCAAUGCGAAAACAAUGGAUAGCUUUAGUAGUGGGUCACGAAUUAGCUCAUCAGUGGUUCGGAAACUUGGUAACAAUGGAAUGGUGGACUCAUCUUUGGCUAAACGAAGGUUACGCUUCAUUCGUUGAGUUUCUCUGUGUAAACCAUCUUUUCCCCGAAUACGACAUCUGGACGCAAUUUGUCAACGACAUCUAUAGUAGAGCUUUAGAAUUGGACGGGUUGAAAAAUUCGCAUCCCAUUGAAGUUCCAGUUGGUCAUCCAUCGGAAAUCGACGAAAUCUUCGACGAUAUUAGCUACAAUAAAGGUGCCUCGGUUAUCAGAAUGUUACAUCAUUACAUUGGCGAUGAAGAUUUUCGUAAAGGAAUGAACCUGUAUUUGACUAGACAUCAAUACAAAAAUACUUUCACGGAGGAUUUAUGGGCGGCUCUUGAAGAAGCUAGUAAGAAACCGGUUGGAGCUGUUAUGUCAACUUGGACAAAACAAAUGGGUUUUCCGGUAAUUCAAGUUACAUCAACGCCAAAACCGGAUGGAAAAGGAGUUACAUUAAAUUUAACUCAAAGAAAAUUUUGCUCAGACGGUAGCCCACCUAAAGAAGAAUACAUGUGGAUAAUCCCUAUUUCCGUUUCAACAUCUAAAAAUCCGGGUAAAGAAGUUGCGAAUACCGUUUUGAAAGCAAAAGAGGGAACGAUCGAACUGAACGACGUCACAGAAAACGAUUGGGUUAAAUUAAAUCCAAGCACUAUUGGUUGUUAUCGUACUCAAUAUCCACCAGAAAUGCUUGAAAAAUUAGUUCCAGCAAUCAAAAAUAGAUCUUUACCACCUUUAGAUCGUUUGGGUCUUUUAGACGAUUUGUUCGCUAUGGUUCAAGCAGGACAUACAGGAACGGUUGAGGUACUUAAAUUAAUGACUGCUUUUGAAGAAGAAGUUGAUUAUACCGUUUGGUCAUCUAUAAGUAAUGUACUUACUAAGUUAGGUGUUUUAUUAUCCCAUACUAAUUCUGAAAAACAAUUUAAUGAGUACAAAAAGAAAUUACUUUCAAAAGUCUUUUUAAGACUUGGCUGGGAUUCAAUAGAAGGCGAAACCCAUCUGGAUACUUUAUUAAGAGGUUUAAUUUUGGGUAGAUUAGCAUGGCUCGAUGAUGAAAACUUCAUAAACGACGCAAAAGUGCGAUUUGCAAAACAUAUAGGUGAAGGACCAAAAUUACCAGCCGAUUUACGCAGCGCCUGUUACAAAGCGGUUUUAAGAGCGGGUGGACAAGAAACUUUCGAUACUUUGUUACAACUGUAUCGUUCAUCCGAUUUGCACGAAGAAAAAGAUCGUAUAAGUCGAGCUUUGGGUGCCACAAAAGACGCUGCUUUAUUACAAAAAGUUUUAAACUUCGCAAUGUCGGAUGAGGUACGUUCUCAAGAUACAGUUUUCGUUAUUAUGUCGGUUGCUAUGACUAAAGUUGGAAGAGAACUCGCUUGGACAUUCUUUAAGGAUAAUUGGAAAAGAUUAAUUGAUAUUUAUCAAGGUGGAUUUUUAUUAGCAAGAUUGGUUAAGUUUACAACCGAAAAUUUUGCUAGUGAAGAAAUGGCGGUGGAAGUUGAACAAUUUUUCCGCGACCAUAAAUCGCCUGGAACUGAAAGAACCGUACAACAAGCCGUCGAAACUAUACGAUUAAACGCAGCGUGGUUAGCUCGCGAUAAAGACGCGAUUACCGCAUACCUCAAUGAGAACUUUAAGUAAAUGGAUUCGUUUUUUUUAUGUUUAAUUACGCAAUAAACAUUGUCGAUAUAUAAAAAAAGAUGAGGUGUGUGUGAAAGAUUAUGUUAAAGAUACAGUUGGAAAUAUCAGGGUUACUUAUGCAUUUAUUAUUAAUUUUUUUAAUGGAACUAUUUAAAAUUAACUAAAAGAAGUAUAUUAGUUGUUAUCAUUUUGGUUGUAUUAAAUGGACUUUGUGGUUUUAACAGAUAAAUUUUUGAUAUUCCGACUGGUUUUUAACUAAAGGAUCCUUUAGACAAUGUGUGUGUGUAUAUAAUAUAAUUGUGUGAAUUAAUUUUUGAUGCCAGUCAAUAUAUAUUAUAAAUAAAUAAAAUUUACCACACAU
Molecule: messenger RNA, 3347 nt
Organism: Onthophagus taurus
Lineage: Eukaryota; Metazoa; Arthropoda; Insecta; Coleoptera; Scarabaeidae
Gene: Psa
Product: puromycin-sensitive aminopeptidase
Biological process (GO): proteolysis; peptide catabolic process
Cellular component (GO): cytoplasm; membrane
Molecular function (GO): peptide binding; metalloaminopeptidase activity; zinc ion binding
Source: RefSeq, a predicted model, not a curated record